UACACAAAAGGCUGUCUACCGGUAACACAAGGACGUUAAUGCUAUACGGCAUUUUACUGUAUGUUACCGGAAAAUGAGGCGGAUUUAAAAUAAGCCUUUUCUAUCAGAGCGAAGAAGAAGCGGAGCUUCAUUGUAAUCAGGAGCGUAUUUAUGGAUGGUUUUGCUGCAAUUCCGAUUCAUCAAACAGAUCGGCUCCUGCAAAAGCGAAACAGAAGCGCAGUCCCCGACGACCUAAGAUAACCGAUGUCCGCCAGCACGGAAAAGAAAAAGAAAACACGGAAUCGGCAGCGUCUCGUCUUUAAGUGCAGUUUGGACCGACGCUACUCCCUCCACCCUUCAGGGAUAAAGCCGCCCGGCUGCGCCGCCCCCGCCGUCCUCCCCCCGGCUCGGGGAAGGUGGGCUGUCCGCGCUGACGCAGUGCUCUCCGCUUAGGCGUUUGCCGCUGCCGCACCUCCCAACCCAGAGCGAAGUGCGCGGCGAGGAAAUCGCGGCUCCAGCCAGCGCCUGUAGCCCCACCGGAGUCGGCUCGCCCCGAGCCGGGAAGCGUGUGGCUGCCGCAUCACCGGAGGACGCGCACCGGAACGGGCUUUUAUCUCCGCGCUCCGCCGCUGCGGUAGGUGUCUGUUGUUCUCUGUUCCAUGGCGCAGGAGGAGGGGACGCACGAAAAGCCGCUGGCCCACCGCCGCCCUGUUAAUGCGAUCGCUAACGCAGACGUCUUCUCUUGCCCAGGCGGCUUUGCUAUCCUUGCCGCUAAUAAUGCUGACUUUGUGACGGCUGCUGUGCAGAGCAGGGCUACUGGCAAGGUGCUGGAACAGGCUGCCAUGCUGGCUGGGUAAUAGAUGAUCUCUCUCCAUGAAAGCGAGGAGGAGGGGUCUCUCUGCAGCACCAUGGCUGACAAGGAGUGCAAUCUGAGGACGGCCAGGCUGUGGAGGGAUGCAGCCCUGCGCUCCAGGAAGCUCCGGAGCAACCUCCGGCAGCUAACUCUCAGCACUAAGAACAACCAUGAGAUAACCCUGCCCGAUAAUGUGGGUGAGAUCGAGCUGCUCAACCUGGGCAACAACUCCCUCCAGGAGCUUCCCCGUGGGCUGGCGGCUGCCCUGGCAAACCUGCGCAUCCUCGUCCUCCGCCGGAACCGGUUCGUCGCGGUCCCACGGGCCGUGCUGGGGCUUGCACAGCUGACAGAGUUGGACCUCAGCCACAACUGCCUGAGCCACUUCCCUGACGACAUGGGCCUGCCGGUGGGCCUGAAGAAGCUUUGCAUCAGCCACAACAAGCUCCAGAACCUGCCCUUGUGGUUGGGAGACCUGCAGAACCUAGAGGAGCUGGACGUAAGCUUCAACGAGCUUAGUGCCCUUCCUGCCAGCCUCACACAUCUCCGCAGGCUGCGUACGCUGGACGUGGACCACAACAAGCUGGACCGUUUCCCACCAGAGAUCCUGGCCCUCAGUGACCUGGAGGAGCUGGACUGCUCCGGGAACAAGCUGGACGGGCUUCCCAGCAGCAUCUCUGUGCUCCGGUCGAUCAAAAUCUUAUGGUUGAGUGGCACGCUAGUGGCUUCACUGCCCAAGGACUUCUGCAGCCUGGUCAACCUGGAGAGCCUGAUGCUGGAUAGCAACUGCCUCACCGCAUUACCGCCAUAUUUUGGCAGGAUGCAGAAGCUCAAAAUGCUGAACCUGUCCUCCAAUGCCUUCGAGGAGUUCCCUCCUGCUGUCCUAGAGAUCGUUGGCCUGGAGGAGCUCUACCUGAGCAGAAAUAAGGUGACUUUUAUUCCGGAGGAAAUAGGCCAGUUGUCCAGGCUUGCCAAUCUGUGGUUGGACAAUAACAGAAUUACAUAUCUGCCAGACUCCAUUGUGGAGCUGGACCAGUUGGAGGAACUCGUCCUACAGGGUAACCAAAUUGCCAUUCUGCCAGACAACUUUGGAAAGCUUGCCAGGGUUAACAUAUGGAAGGUGAAGGACAACCCUCUGAUACAGCCACCCUACGAAGUGUGCAUGAAGGGAAUCCCCUACAUCGCGGCCUACCAGAAGGAGCUCGCUCAUUCGCAGCCCGCUGUCAAACCCAGGCUGAAGCUGGUGCUGAUGGGGAAGAAGAAGGCUGGCAAAACCAGGUUGAGACAAUGUCUCGUCAGUAAGCCGCAGGAUGACUUCACGGUGACUAACACAGGGAUCGAUGUGACCAACUGGGUUGCAGAUGCUGACCGUAGUCUCACCUUCAUCGUUUAUGAUCUAUCAGGGAAGAAAAACUAUGACCUUAUCAAGCCCUUUUUUCUGUCCCCUGGUGCUCUCUACAUCUUGGUGGUGAACCUAAAGACUUAUUUUCCUCGGAAUUUUUACUCCCAUGUGGGGUAUUUCCUCCAUCUGCUGGGCGCCAAAGUCCCCCACGCGGUGGUGUGUCUCGUGGGGACGCACGUGGAUCAGUGUGAGGAGGAGGAGGUGGAGGAGAAGUGCCUGGACAUUCAUCGGCAGAUUGCGCUGCAGGAGACUCGGGACACCGAAUUCUUACGGGGCCUCACCCUGCAGGUGGACCAGGAGCUGGAGCAGGGCUUUGACGUCCGGACGUCCAGCCCCCACGUCCUUUUCUACGGUGUGACGGACAAGAACCUGCGGCGAAAGAAAGCCCAGCUGCAGUAUCUGUUGAACCACCGGCUGCAGAUCCUGUCCCCUGUGCUUCGCGUCAGCUGCGUCGGCCCGGCGAGGGACGUCAGCCGUCUUCGGGAGAAGCUCGUGUCUGUCGCCGACCAUAGGGAGAUCUUCCCCAAUCUGCACCGCGUGCUGCCCAAGUCCUGGCACAUGCUGGAGGAGCUGCACUUCAAGCCCCAGGACCUGUGGCUGUCUUGGUGGGACUCUGCCCGCCUGGGCCUCCAAGCCGGACUCACGGAGGACCGCCUGCAGAGCGCCCUGUCCUACCUGCAUGAGAGCGGCAAACUGCUCUACUUUGAGGACAGCCCAACACUCAAGGAGUACAUCUUCCACAACCUGCCACGCUUCAUCGCCAUCCUCAACGUCUUCUUCCAGGGGGAUCCAUCCGCCAUGCUAGAGAGGCUGCUGGCCGAGGGGGUGGAGACCCGGGGUGACCGAGCCAGGGAAGCCCAGCUGCAGCACCACGUGGAGGGCUUCCUGCUGUACGGCCUGCUGCCAUCACAUAUCAUCCGCCUGCUGCUCCGGCCGCUGAUCCAGACCCAGCAGGACCUCCAGCUCAUCCUGGAACUUCUGGAGAAGAUGGGCGUGUGCUACUGCGUCAACAAGCCCCGCAGCAAACCGCUCAAUGGCGCCACUGUCUGGUACAAGUUCCCCAGCUAUGUGAGCAACGAGGACCCGCACGCGGAGGCCUGGGUGAACGGGGGUGGUGGUGGUGUCCCGGGACAGCUGCUGUCGGUGGAGCAGCUGCAGGUGGAGUACAGCUUUCCCUUCCUGCUGCCGCCGGGCCUGUUCGCGAGGUACAGCGUGCAGAUCAACAGCCAUGUGGUGCAGCGCUCGGACGGCCGCUGCCACGUCUUCGCCUACCGCGGCAAAGUGCCCGUGGUGGUGACCCACCGGCCAUCCCGCUGCCGGCUGCAGGCCGAGACCCUGUCCAUCGCCAGCCACGCCUCCUUGCCCAAUAUCUGGACGGCCUGGCAGGCCAUCACUCCUCUGGUGGAGGAGCUGAACUCCCUGCUGCAGGAGUGGCCAGGGCUCCACUACACCGUGCACAUCCUGUGCUCCAAGUGCCUGAAGAGAGGGUCCCCCAGCCCCCAUGCCUUCCCAGGUGAGCUCCUGAGCCAACCCCGACCAGAGGGGACAGCUGAGAUCAUCUGCCCCAAGAAUGGCUCAGAGCGUGUCAACGUGGCUCUGGUGUACCCCCCCACGCCAACAGUGGUCAGCCCUUGUCUGAAAUGAACCCCC
Paramormyrops kingsleyae is the source of this 3881-nucleotide messenger RNA. It is a transcript of the gene mfhas1, whose product is annotated as multifunctional ROCO family signaling regulator 1. Gene Ontology annotation, molecular function: protein binding. Gene Ontology annotation, cellular component: cytoplasm. The record is from RefSeq and is a predicted model, not a curated record. Lineage: Eukaryota; Metazoa; Chordata; Actinopteri; Osteoglossiformes; Mormyridae.